This is a messenger RNA of Pseudovirgaria hyperparasitica, 1309 nucleotides long. RefSeq lists its product as uncharacterized. The record is from RefSeq and is a predicted model, not a curated record. The coding region runs from base 183 to 1223 and encodes 346 amino acids. Lineage: Eukaryota; Fungi; Ascomycota; Dothideomycetes; Acrospermales; Acrospermaceae. The transcript has 4 exons.
AUGGAAUGACAUGACAUCGAUGUACAUAUAUCAGAGGAAUCAAAAAGCGGAUGCUAUUGAAUUACAGUUCACCAAUCAUUCUUCGGCCUGCCAAGUAGGACUUCACCUUUGUGCGGAUCCUUCCACCUCCAUAAUCUGGUAGGAUUCUGAAGACAAGAUUAGAUACGAACAUUCUAUACGCCAUGGUCAGCCCCCGUGGAGAGGCUUUGGCUGCUUGGUUGUCUGUUUUCACUGUACUCACCGUAGGUGUCCUGAUCCUGCGCUUUUACGCAGUCAGGAUACAACAACGAGCUCUUCGUUCCGAUGACUAUCUCGUCGCUGGCGCUACCAUCGCAAUGCUUGUUCUUGAAGGAUGUACCUUUUGGGCGAUUCACAAUGGGCUCGGGGCUCGAGCAGCCACGCUGGAUUGGCCACAGCAAGCUGUACAGAUCAAAUUGAUGGUUUCCGCAUUCUGGACAUGGACAAUUGCCACGACAGGAUGCAAACUCGCUGUGCUUCGUCUUUACUUGGCCAUAUUCCACACCAAGACUUUCAGAUACAUUAACUUUGUGCUCAUGGGACUGGUUGCAUGCUACCCGUUUGUAUUCAUUCCCGUAUUCAUGACACAAUGUACUCCUGUAUCUGCCGCUUGGGACCCCGUAUUGUCCCUCACGCACUGCCGACCGAGGGAGCAGCACGAACUGGCGUCAGUCGCUGUCAACGUCGCAUUCGACCUCUUGAUUGUUCUUCUCCCUCUUCCCUGGAUUUGGAGUUUGCAGAUGGCGACAAGGAGGAAGGUUACCGUCACAGCUAUGUUCAGUCUCGGGUUGUCCAUUGUUGGAGUAAUGAUCUGGCGACUUGUUACCACCGCGCUUCCAAACCCGAACCCGGAUUUCACAUAUGACGUAUACAUUCUUGCUCUGCAGAGCCAUUUGGAACUGUGGCUAGGUCUUCUUGCUGCUUCUCUACCUACUCUAGCCCCAUUGCUAUCUCGAAUGGUCCCUGAGAACGUCAAAAGUUAUUUCAAAGGAUCCUCAGUACGGAGUCCGAAGCGCAACAAUAUGAUCAGGUCGUUUGGCCAAGGUAGAUUCCCGCGGACAAAGGCUAAGAGCGACCUUGACUCCAUCGACGGACUCGAUAUCCCUCUACAUAGCAUAGAGCGAAGACAGUAUAUACAGGUUUCGUAUGGUAAGAACGACUCCAAAGCGUCCGAACAGGGUAAGCCUGUCGGUGUCGAGCUUUGAGCUUCGCCAUACUUGACACUAAUUGUUUUUCUUGAGAGAAAAUAUGGUAUCGAAUCAUGAUCUGGAUUAUGGAUCCGUGUAAGUAU